GACCGGUGGCAGCAACCACCUGGCAACGGAGAGCGGCGGACAGAGGGACAAAGCGCAGGCCCCGGUCCCGGCCCCACAGCUCCCGCUCAGCAGCCUCACCAACCCACCAUGCGAGCGGGCAGGGUAUGCGCCGUGUCUGGCGGCUGGCAAGUGCGAGCGCUAAAGGACGAGGCAGGAACAAACGCUAAAAUCGCAAUGAAUGUCUAUAACAGCAUCCCCGUGGUGAGGCACAUCAUCAGAGACAGUGACCUGGGACGGAAGCAGGAUGUAUGCCCAAGGCCUGUGGACAUAAAUCGUAUUGCUGAUCUAAUAGAAGAUAAAUACUCAUGCAACCUUGUUGAAAGACAUCUGCAUGCUUUGAAGAAGCUGGUGAAACAUUAUCAGUUUGGUUUUCCAAUUAAAGACUUGGUUCAAGUCUUUAAAAUUCUUAAUCUUUGUGCAGAAAAAGUAAAAGAUCAGAUUGCUUAUGUAGAGCCAAUUUGUAACAUCCUCGAAUUGUGUGGCUUACCUUUUCUCAUGGAGAAAUCAACUGACGAACCAAACUUUGCCCAAGUUGUGUCUGAAUCUAUUUCACAAAUGGGAUACCUUCUGAGGAUACCUAACACAGAGAUCCGGUUGCAAAUUUGUGAUUCCAUCAUGAAUCUAUUUUGCAAAGAAUCUCCCAGAAAGGAAGUUGAAGCUUUUCAAGGAUUCUUUCCAACAAGUAGGAGCUACAAUAUCCAAAUGAUUGAAGAGAGUGGCGUGGUAGAAACUUUGGUCAUGGGUCUCACCCUAGUUGAAAACGAAAUGAAAGUAAAGUUAAAAAUAAUCCAGGCCUUGCAAUGUCUUUCGUCCUCAUCUGUGAUGAACUGUAAUUUGAUGUUGAAUGCGCAAGCAGCAAACAAAAUCUGCCGCAGUAUGAAUGAUCCAGAUCCAUCUGGACAACUUUUGUUUCUGUCAUCUGAGAUCUUAUGGAACUUACUGGAAAAGGCUUCCAAAGGAGAACUUGUUAAUCAGCUGAGAGAUUUUGAGUGUAUGCAUGCAUUGAAAGAAGCUUUUUUGAAUAAAAUGAUAAAUGGUCAUCGCCAUUCUGACCGUCAACUGCGUAACGACUUACUAGUAAUAGCCACAAUUCUGGCAGAGAAUCCAUUAAUUCCAAUGGUUGAAACUGGCUUUACUAAGGAGCUAGUUGCGUUUGCUGUAUUCCCUGAAGUAAUCAAUGAUAAUCCAUUGAUUCGUGGCCUGAAAAUCUCCUCCAAGAAUGAAGACUUUGAAAUGAAAAAGAUAUUUUUCCAGUUGCUUGUUGCUUUGACUAAUGAUCUUGCUUCCAUACAGAUACUUAGCAAAGGGAAAGUACUGCCGGGAUUAUUACAUUAUGUUGGGGAAAAUCGGAAAAGUGGAAUUCGAGGAUGGUCUGCUGCCCAGUUUGAAGAGCUUCAGCUUCAUGCCUUAGCUGCUUUGAUGGCACUUGCUCCCCUCAUGUUGGAAGAUUACAUGGCAUAUCAGGGAAAUACCCAACUGAUUCUUCUGUUGGAAUGGUGUGUGAGCAAAGAUCCAUACUUUGGUAAAGGCAAUUCUUUCCAUGCUAAUGGCUGCCAUGGCAAUAAGAAAGCUCAAAUGUUCCACUGCCUAAAACUCCUGAGAUCUAUGGCAUCUCUUGGUGAAGAAGCUGUAAACAAAAGCUUGUUUGAGCAAGGAGCCCUUAAUCAACUUGUAGAUAUCCUGAUAAACAUGGCAGGCAGCUUGGAGGAAGACAGUGAAAUUAAUUUGCACAUGCAAACUGACAUCCUCAUCAUCUUGUCCUGCAUCUGUGAAAAUGAUAUUCAUAGAAAGGAACUGUUUGGUGCUUAUGGAGUGGAAGCUCUCAUAAAAUUUCUAAUGAUUGAUCCAAAUAAAUUCUACAGUGGCAUGGGCCACAACAAACUUUUGCUGGCCACAGUUGAUUGCAUCUGGUGCUGCAUUGUUGGAUGCUAUACUGCUGAGGAUGCUUUCCUUGAAACCGGAGGCAUUUUUCUUCUCCUGGAUUUGCUUGAAUCAAGCUUAGAGUACAUGCACAGUUUGGUACUCGGGACAUUGGUGGAAUUAUGUGACAAUACCAAAACAAUCUAUCACAUUAAAAUGUGGCGUGGGAAAAAUGAUUUGACAGCACCCUGUCUUCUACUGUAUCUCUGGAGGCACAUCGAGAAAGGAAUGCGAGUCAAACGGGAUGGAUUUGGAAGGAUUCUAGAUACCAAGAAACCUCUAUCUGGGAUUAGCCAGGAACAACACGAAACAACCACUUUGCCAGCCAAUUACCAAAGUCCUGCAGUGAUAGACAUUUGUGAAAAUGCAAGGGUGAAGGUUUAUUCCAUUUUCUGUAAAUUAGGUUUUGAAGAUCUUCCUGGAUUAUCCACACUUGAUCAAGUCACACUUGCCAUUGUACAGCAUUAUUUAGAUUUGAAGGUGGGUGGUGUAUGGAAUGAAAUUGAAAAUGAACUUAAACAGGAAGCUAUCCAUCCUGUCAUUAGAGAUAUGGAUGGGUUGCACAUGAUAAUAAAGCAUUAUGAGAAUGUUAGCAGAGAAGUGGCACUGCAUCAAACCAACAUUCUUGACAAGCAGAAAAAACAUGACCUACUGGAUGAACAGAAAACGUAUGAUGAGAUACAACUCAACUUCAAACAAAAAGAAUUAUCCGCAAAAUCAUGGAAUAAGCUUGUGGCUAGGACAUCAAACUAUGAAAUUCUGAAGAAAGCUAAAACAUUUCAAGAACAAUCUAUCCAAUCUUCGAGGACUACGAAAAAACAAUAUGGCUACAUUUUCCACCAGCCUGAAAUUACAGGUUUAUGUACAACCGGUUUCUGGGGCCGUUUGAUCUCAAUGGAAAGUACAUCAUCGCAGUUUUUAGAAGAUUCAUUAUCCCAUGAAAAUCUUGAAGCUUCCAAAAGAGGUGUAUCGAAGAAAAAUAUAGAUGCUGCAACAAAAGCGAAAGCUAAGACAUGUCCUGCUGCUGUAAAAUAAGUGCACAAUAUCAAUCACAAUAAAUCAA
Messenger RNA from Leucoraja erinaceus (little skate), 3004 nucleotides. Its product is annotated as cilia- and flagella-associated protein 69-like. Gene Ontology annotation, cellular component: sperm midpiece; non-motile cilium. Gene Ontology annotation, biological process: response to odorant; positive regulation of flagellated sperm motility; olfactory behavior. The coding region runs from base 109 to 2976 and encodes 955 amino acids. The record is from RefSeq and is a predicted model, not a curated record. The transcript is spliced from 23 exons. Lineage: Eukaryota; Metazoa; Chordata; Chondrichthyes; Rajiformes; Rajidae.